CUGACCGCACCGCACGCCGCCACUCGCUCGCUCCUCGCCUGGCCACACAUGGCUCUUCUCCUCAGCGGCUCCGUGCUGUUCGCGGCGCUGCUGAUGCUGGCGGCUGCCCUGCCCGGGGAGCUGAGGGGCCAGAGAAGCCCGGCCGCGGCUUCAGAGUAUGGGGUGAAGCUGUGUGGCCGCGAGUUUAUCCGGGCGGUCAUUUUCGCCUGUGGAGGCUCCCGGUGGAAGCGGCUGCAGCAGGAGGACGGGACGGGUCCCGGCUACCGGAAUACAGACACAUUACAGGACUCUAGAAACCAAGAGUUACAGCAGUUAAAGAUGCAGUCUCUUCUGGGAUCUCGGCUGGAACAGCUUCAGAAGUCACAUAUACCGUUAAGACAGCAGCCACUGAAGGAUUCUUACCAUUCCUAUGAUGAUUACAUUUACUCACCAGUAGAGGAGUUCAGUGAAUAUGUUCAGGAUACCAAUGAAUCAGAAAACAGUGCUGCUGCAGGCGCCAGUAGCUUUCCUUGGAUCAAAUCCUCCAGAAGGAGGAGGGAACUUUCAAUCGGAGUUGCAGGCAUUUGUUGCAAAUGGGGCUGCACAAAAUCCGAGAUCAGCACCCUGUGCUAAACUUCCAGAUAUAAUACUGUACCUCUAGAUUCUGUAUAUCGUGUACACAGACUUAGCAGUAAGGUGAUCUACCUUAGUAUUUCACAUACAUUGACCAUACAGGAUAUUUUGGUUGAUCGCUAUUUGUACUUUAAUCAAAGGCCUUUUUG
This is a messenger RNA of Bufo bufo (common toad), 761 nucleotides long. RefSeq names its product relaxin-3-like. Gene Ontology annotation, molecular function: hormone activity. The coding region runs from base 49 to 612 and encodes 187 amino acids. The transcript has 2 exons. NCBI's taxonomy places the organism in Eukaryota, Metazoa, Chordata, Amphibia, Anura, Bufonidae. The record is from RefSeq and is a predicted model, not a curated record. Gene Ontology annotation, cellular component: extracellular region.